AUGAGGACUUCGCUCAAACUAUUGCGAGGGGCUCUUCAAAAGCAUAAUAACAACGGCGAUGCCGCCGGUAGGGACGGGCGAGAUCUUCGCUCCUUGGCGCAAUUGGGCGAACUAGCUCGUGCCUCUCAGGAUAUGCAAGACAUGAGAGAGUGUUAUGACAGCUUACUCUCUGCUGCGGCAGCAACAGCUAACAGUGCUUAUGAAUUCUCGGAGUCCUUGCGAGAGAUGGGUGCCUGCCUUCUUGAGAAAACUGCUUUAAAUGAUGAUGAGGAAAGUGGUAAAGUAUUGUUGAUGAUGGGCAAAGUGCAGUUUGAACUCCAGAAACUUGUUGAUGUCUAUCGUGCUCAUGUGUUCCAAACAAUCACUGUGCCAUCCGAGUCUCUUCUGAAUGAGCUUCAAACAGUUGAGGAAAUGAAGGAGCAAUGUGAUGAGAAAAGAGAAAUGUACGAGUACAUGAGGAUGAGGCAGAGAGAAAAAGGGAGGGGAAGGAGUGGGAAAGGAGGAGAGAGGGUGGAGAGCUUCUCUGUCGACCAAGUGCAAGCCGCUCGUGAUCGAUAUGAUGAGGAAGCAACCUUGUUUGUUUUUCGGUUGAAAUCCUUAAAGCAAGGACAAUCCCGUAGUCUUCUUACUCAGGCUGCAAGGCACCAUGCUGCACAGAUGGCCUUCUUUAAGAAGGCUCUCAAAGCUCUUGAAGAAGUCGAACCACAUGUGAAAUCUGUCACUGAACACCAGUUCAUUGACUACCAUUUUGCUGGUCUUGAUGAUGAAGAUGAUGAUGGUGAGGAUGAUACUGAUAACGACACUAACGACACAAAUGAUGAUGGGGAACUUAGUUUCCAGUAUGAUCAUAAUGAUGAUGACCGUGAUGUUUCUACAUCAAGAGACCCAAUGGAGUUGGACGGUGGAGGCCUUACAUUUCCCAAAGUGUCAACUUCAGAAGCUGCGAAGGAAAGUUUCGCCAGAAGCUACAGAUCUUAUUCUUUCAGAGGAGAUGCUCGGACGGCCAGUCAAUCAGCUCCACUUUUUGCCGUGAGGAAAUCAGUUUCAGUUGACAAGCUGGAACAGUUGCGGCCAUCCUUCACAAAGAAAUUCAGCUCCUAUGCCCUUCCCACCCCAAAUGAUCCCAAUGGCCCUAGUCCCACCACAGCUUUGAGCGGUCCAAUUCCUCGGACCUUCAAUAGGGGUUACAAUUGGUCACAUUCGAAUCGUCAUGAUCCAAAGAAGUACGAAAAACUACUGGGAGACGAGAAAAUGAAUCCAAAAUCGGUCCUCAGAGAGAACAACAACAACAACUCUUCUGCAGCAACUCGGUUAACUCCUCCAAAAGCUGAAGGGUUAUUGCUCUCGAGGCUCGACCCAGGUCGCCGUGGAAUCUCCGAAUAUAGCAAGACUAGCCAAAGACAAGCCUUUUCAGGCCCCAUUGCAAGGAAAUCAUGGUCAUCCAUCCCUUCUCCAUUGGACCAGCAUGCUCAGGUCUUAUCUGGGCCGCUAUUGCAGACUCGAAUGUCCCAAAUGCCAUCUUCCUCUCCGACCAUAUCUCCCAGCAGUACUUCACCCCCUUUGCUUUCGUCUCCUCGGAUAAGUGAACUCCAUGAGCUUCCAAGGCCUCCACUGAGGAAUCCGUUGAGCUUUCCUGGUGCAGGCCAUUCAGCUCCAUUAUUAUUUCCCAGAGGCCAAGCAGCAGCAGUAGCUUCUCCACUGCCGGUUCCUUCUCAGGUCUCCCGGAGUUUGUCCAUACCGCCUGGUGGUCAGAGAGCUGUAGCAUUGGAUCCCCCAGGGGAGUCGUUAAUUCCCCAAGCGACUCAAAAAGCCGAGACAGUUGAAGAAGAUUUUUUCUCCCCGCCUCUUACUCCCAUCUCUCUUUUGAAUGGUCGGCCAAUGGCUGCCGCUGGUUCCCAAGUCAAAGGUAAGAAGUCCUGA
Molecule: messenger RNA, 1920 nt
Organism: Linum trigynum
Lineage: Eukaryota; Viridiplantae; Streptophyta; Magnoliopsida; Malpighiales; Linaceae
Source: the annotation of a GenBank genome assembly